This is a messenger RNA of Pseudophryne corroboree (corroboree frog), 3069 nucleotides long. It is a transcript of the gene OLFM1, whose product is annotated as olfactomedin 1. The record is from RefSeq and is a predicted model, not a curated record. The coding region runs from base 505 to 1878 and encodes 457 amino acids. The transcript has 6 exons. Lineage: Eukaryota; Metazoa; Chordata; Amphibia; Anura; Myobatrachidae. Gene Ontology annotation, biological process: signal transduction.
GCAGAAAUUCAGUCCUCUGAGGGAAAAUUGUGGUACCUCUCACUAGCUGCAUCCCUGCUAACCACCGCUUCUGUGUUUUUUUUUUUCCUCCCUCUAUCCCUGCCCUCCCUUGCAAGGCAAACUUUUGGCAAAAAGAAAAAAAAAAAGCAUCACCAUUAUUUUGUGCUCCAUUGAGUUCCUCCUUUUGCAAAUGCCUUUCAAUCCAGGAAGCCAUUAAGAACCACUCGCACACACACACACUCGCACACAAUACAUAUACACACGCCAGGAGAAAAGGAGAAAAUCUGGGAUAGAGAACAAAUAUGCAAAGUGGGCACUUUGCACAGCAGACUGCUCGCCUUGUCUCCUAGGGCUGCUGAAACGCACCAGAAGGACGGCAGAACUGACCGCUCUGGAACAAAAGCACAGCGAACGGAGAAGGGGAAAGGAGAGGAAGAGGAGAAAAAAAAAAAACCAAGAGAGAAAGAGGAGGAACCGUAUCCUGACUGAACCUGGCACCGAGAAAUGCAACCGACAAGCAAGCUUAUGAGCCUGUUCUUCCUCAUCCUGAUGGGCAGCGAACUUACCCAAGUGUUGCCAACCAACCCAGAAGAAAGCUGGCAGGUUUACAGUUCCGCUCAGGACAGCGAGGGGCGAUGUAUAUGUACGGUGGUGGCUCCGCAGCAGACCAUGUGUUCCCGGGACGCUAGGACGAAGCAGCUCAGGCAACUAUUAGAGAAGGUGCAGAAUAUGUCCCAGUCAAUAGAGGUACUGGACAGGCGGACUCAGAGGGACCUCCAGUACGUCGAGAGGAUGGAAAACCAAAUGAAGGGCCUGGAAUCCAAAUUUAAACAAGUGGAAGAAACUCACAGGCAGCACCAGGCCAGGCAGUUUAAGGCAAUAAAAGCGAAAAUGGAGGAACUUAGGCCUCUGAUACCAGUGUUGGAAGAGUACAAAGCCGAUGCCAAAUUGGUAUUGCAGUUUAAGGAGGAGGUCCAGAAUCUGACGUCAGUUCUAAACGAGCUUCAGGAGGAGAUUGGUGCCUAUGACUACGAAGAGCUGCAGAGCAGAGUGUCCAAUCUCGAAGAAAGGCUUCGUGCGUGCAUGCAAAAAUUAGCCUGCGGCAAGCUAACCGGUAUCAGCGAGCCAGUCACAAUCAAGGCAUCCGGUUCCAGGUUUGGCUCGUGGAUGACCGACCCACUGGCACCAGAAGGCGAUAACCGGGUCUGGUACAUGGACGGCUACCACAAUAACCGCUUUGUCAGGGAGUACAGAUCUAUGGAGGACUUUAUGAAUAGCGACAACUUUACCUCUCACCGCCUCCCUCAUCCAUGGUCCGGCACUGGACAGGUUGUCUAUAAUGGAUCCAUAUAUUUCAACAAAUUCCAAAGCCACAUCAUCAUCAGAUUUGACUUGAAGUCAGAGGCGAUCCUGAAAACGCGCAGCUUGGACCCGGCCGGCCACAGCAACGUCUAUCACUAUGCCUGGGGUGGCCAGUCGGACAUAGACAUUAUGGUGGAUGAAAAUGGUCUUUGGGUGGUCUAUGCCACCAACCAGAAUGCCGGUAACAUAGUUAUAAGCAAACUAGAUCCGAACACUCUACAGAUACUGAAGACCUGGUAUACGGGUUAUCCUAAGAGAAGUGCCGGAGAGGCCUUCAUGAUCUGUGGGACCCUCUAUGUCACCAACGGCUACUCUGGUGGAACCAAAGUGCACUAUGCUUACCAGACCAAUACGUCUAACUAUGAAUACAUUGACAUCCCUUUCCAAAACAGGUAUUCACACAUCUCAAUGUUGGACUACAAUCCCAAGGACCGGGCCUUGUAUGCUUGGAACAACGGUCACCAGGUCCUUUAUAACGUCACCCUGUUCCACGUCAUCAGGUCUGACGAGUUGUAGCUCGGCCUGUCGCCUAAAACAACUGACCGGAAACCGCGGGGGUGGGCGCAACUGAAGAACAGAAUGGCUGCCAAAACACGUCAUCGUCCUUCUCAAAGAUCUGACCGGACCGAAUGAAAAUGGUUUCCGGCGCCCUCUCGGAAAGUGACGUACGCACCGGCAGACCUUUGAGAAUUUUUACAUCUAUUAACACGUCGUCAAAACAAAGUUAAGGAAAAUAAAUAAAAAUAAAAUAAAAAUCUGCUGCACUUAUGAUCCAAGAUUAUAAAAAAAGUUACUCCUGUCUUUUAAAUCGAACACAAACUUUAUGUACAAGGCAAUGACUGUUUGCUAUAACGAACAAUACCCGACAUUAAAACUGUAGGUCUUUCGAUGAACGGAAAGCUGUUGUUAUUAGGACAAAGUGAAAGACUGUCAUAAUUCCGGAGAGAACCGCGAUCGUUGGAGCGGAUUUCAGAGCAGAUUGUUACCUGGAAACCUAACGCCGUUUGGUAUUGUAAAGAGAGAAGAAUUACCGUUCCUUUUUUCUAGAUUUAAAAUGACGUAAAUCCAUCGAUAAGGGUCGGAGGUGGUAAAAGUGUUGUUAGUACAGCAGCUCUGUCCUAAUCAGAAUGAAGUCUGUAUUCUGGCUAUAAUGGUAGUUUGUCCAUAUUGUUUAAACUUAUGUAUCAGAAAUGAUCCAUGUAUAAUGUCUGUUGUAAUCCGAAGUAUUCAGCUGUAUUUGUUUGUUCACGCGAUGAAUGUUGUUCAACUUGACGUAGUUCAGAUUUAUUAAGAGCAAUUAAUUUUGUUUCUGUAAAAACUAAAAGAGGAAAAAAAAAUAUUUAUUACAGAUAAUAUAUACGUACGGCUGUAUGACUAUAGAGGAAACGUGUUUACCCGUCACGGUAAUUUAUAGGACACAAAGGGUGCGCUGCUGCUUGUGGCCGGUGGAAUAGAGAAUGUAUCCUGUGAUAACGAUAUUAUUAGCGAUGAUUCCGAUCUGAAAAACACUAGCUGUCUGUGGAAUACAUCUAGCUUCUUCCUACCCACUAUAAGUAAAUGUAUGAAAGAACUAGAAAGAUGUUUUGUUUUUAAAAAAAAAUAUUAUUUAAAACAGCCAUCAGGAGACACAUUAUAUCCACAAGAAAAAGGAAAUUAUUUGUACUAUCCACAGCUAUCUAAAGAAAAAUAAAAAGAGAUAUUAGAAAA